CCAGACCUAGUAUGGCCUUCAGAGGACACAGCUGUCCCCUGUGCUCUCUGCCGACACUCUCCACGCCCCUGCUGGGCGCCGGCUGCCACACAGAGAGCUGGGGACACAGCAGAGACCCUGUAGCCCAGGUCACCCUCAUGGAGAGCUGGGUCUAGCGGGGAGAUGCCAGUUAGCGGAGCCUUCCCGAGGUGCCACCGCCAGCACGGCCAGGCCAGCAUGGUGGACCACUUGCUUCCAGUGGACGAGAGCUUCUCGUCGCCGAAGCGCCCGGUGGGCUACUUGGGCGGCAGACUGGCUGGUGGGCGGGGCUACCACAUGCUGCCCUCGCCCCUCUCGGAAGACGACAGCGACACGUCCAGCCUCUGCUCCUGCGCCAGCCCUGACACGCAAGGCCUCUGCUCCUGCUACAGCGGUGGCCCAGGCACCGAGGGCCAGGACAGCAUCUUGGACUUCCUGCUGUCCCAGGCCACGCUGGGCACCGGGGGUGGAGGCAGUGGGGGUCACCUCGGGGCCCACGGUGGCCCUGUGGCCUGGGGGGCCUGGCGGAGGGCCCCAGUGCCCGUGAAGGGGGAGCACUUCUGCUUCCCUGAGUUUCCCUCCGGCCACCCUGAUGACGUCCCCAGACCCUUCCAGCCCACCCUGGAGGAGAUUGAAGAGUUUCUGGAGGAGAACAUGGAGCCAGGGGUCGGGAAGGUCCCUGAGAGCGGCAGCAAAGACUCGGAGGCCUGCGGGCAGCUCUCGGCCUCACCUCACAGGAGCCACCUGCACCCCGGCUCUGCCGGGAAGGAGCUCGGUAGUGGCGGUACCAGCGGCACGGGUGGCAGCCAGGGCCCGGGUGGGGGGCCGACCCCCGACGGCACCCUCCCGGUGCUGCUGCAUAUCCAGCCAGUGCAGGCGAAGCAGGAGUCCAGUGCCACCGCUGAGCCCGCCUCCCCUGGGCAGGCCCCCGAGAGCAUCAAGGUGGCCCAGCUCCUGGUGAACAUCCAGGGCCAGACCUUUGCGCUCGUGCCCCAGGUGAUGCCCUCCUCCAGCCUGAGCCUGCCCUCCAAGUUUGUGCGCAUCGCCCCCGUGCCCAUCGCUGCCAAGCCCAUCGGCUCGGGGACCCUGGGGCCCGGCCCCGCUGGCCUCCUGGUGGGCCAGAAGUUCCCCAAGAACCCUGCGGCAGAACUCAUCAAAAUGCACAAAUGUACUUUUCCCGGCUGCAGCAAGAUGUACACCAAGAGCAGCCACCUGAAGGCGCAUCUGCGGCGCCACACCGGCGAGAAGCCCUUCGCCUGCACCUGGCCGGGCUGCGGCUGGAGGUUCUCCCGCUCUGAUGAGCUGUCCCGGCACCGGCGCUCGCACUCGGGCGUGAAGCCCUACCAGUGCCCGGUGUGCGAGAAGAAGUUCGCCCGGAGCGACCACCUCUCCAAGCACAUCAAGGUGCACCGCUUCCCCCGCAGCAGCCGCUCGGUGCGAGCCGUCAACUGAGCCCUGGACGCCCGCUCCCCGCUCGCCGCUCGCCGCUCCCAGUCCGCUCCCAGUCCGCUCUUUUGUAGCAAUAACUUAUUUGCCUCCUUCACAGGCCCACGGCAGUGCUCCCAGCCCGCCUUCCUAAGGCUCCCCUCCCGCCCCCAGGUGCAGGAACAAAGGGGGGCGGGUCUGGGAGGCUUCUGCCCAGGCCCAUGCCCCCAACCCAGCGGCGCCUCUUCCGGAGACUUAGAGCGGCUCCCAAGUCCCUGGGGGCUGGGUCCCCGGGACCCCCACCUCCUCGGGAGUGGAGGCCGGCCUCGGUGCCUUCCUGUCUUCGUGCCUUUCAGGGCCUGUGCUGGGGACCUGGCGCUUCCCUUCCCGCACCGGGCUCCCCUAUGGGGCCCUGGCCAGGAUUUCAUUGCCGGGGAAGAAAGGAGGAGUCCAGGACGUUUGUCCAAGACGCCUGGCUCAGCGCAGGAGCAGAGGAAUGGUUGGGCUCAGGUAUUUCGGCGGGGCCUGGUAGCCACCUCUGGGGGGUGGGGGUGGGGUAGGCAGUGCAUGUGCUGUAGUUAAAUGUGGCAGGAAAGGGUAGACAGACAGACAGACAGACAGACAGACAGACAGGCAGAGGCAGGGGAGCCCCAGAGCUUCCACACCCAGCAAGGCUCAGCCCCUCUUCCCAUCUCCAGAUAAACCCAGACACCCUUUGUGGGGCUUCAGGCUGGAGGGGAGAGGAGAGGGGGGAGCAGGCUGCGUUGCAUGUGGGAGAGAUAGAGCCUCCCAGCUCCUGACACAGAGACGUCUUCCUCACCUGGACUAGAAAUUACUAUCAAAUGAACUAGCUUGUUUGGACGGGUUUAUUUCACAUCCUAUGAAUGUAUGUAAAUAAACUGUACAUAGGUACAUCCACAUAAGAUGUCUUUUAAUAACAUCGGCAUUUGUGUACAUUUUAGAUUUAAACAAAGAAGAGAAUCUAUGAGACUGAUGUACAUAUGUGACAAUUAUGUAUAUUUUCUUUGGUCCUUCAUAAUAUAUAUAUAUAUAUAUAUAUUUACUUUGCCAAUAAAAAGAAAAAAGAACUCAGUUGCUCUCAGUGGCUGUCCUGUGCUGUCUUGCUUGACUCCACCAGGAAAUGGGGGUAUUCUGGAAGACCUUGUUUGGUGCCCCUGGGGAGAUGUGGAGGCCUCCCUGGGGUCUGGCAUGUGGCCUCUCCACCCCACCCUAGAUAGUCACCUCUGGAAAGCCACCUGUACCCAGGCUCAGCCCACAGGGGUCGAAGUCCCUCCUUUUUCUUUUUUUUUUUUUUUAAAUUGCACACUAGGAAACUCAGGUUACCUCCCCCUUGCAGGGCAUCAGGAAUGCACUGGAGUCUUGGCCAGGCAGAGUCUGGGACCUCCUCUCUCUCCAGGUGCCUCCCCAAAGCCCCCAAACUCCUGGGGUUUCCAUCCUGCAGCUGAGGUUUGGCUGCAUCCAUGUCAGGUGGUCUGGGAGGCUGAGGGCAGCAGGGAGCAGAGGUCAUGAGCUGUCCAGGGAUGAGCUCUUCUGGCAGAGCAGGGCAGGGGAACGAGACAGUGGAGCCACAGCCAGAUGGCUGUCCGCUAGCUCCGCCCAAGUGAAGUGAGAGGCGGGGCCUUCUGGCUGCAGCAUGGGGCAGGCACUUCUCAGUGACAGCUUCAGGGCUGUGGGAGCAGGUGGAACCCACAGGCUUUAGCAGGUGGGCCUGGGCACCUCUGCAGGGGAAGCCACUGCUCCCCUGUGCUGGAGUCUCUGUCCUGGCCUCAGGCAGCUGGCAGUUCAGUACACAGCUCGGCUUGGGUGGCUGGAAUGUGGACGGUCUAUCCUGAGCCCCCCCCCCCACCCCCGGUUCUUUUGACCAUAGAUUCUUGGCACUCGGAUGCACUGGGGGGAGUGAGACAUGGAUCUCUCUCUGUGUUAGUUUCGUCUGCACACAGGGGACACCAGGGCAGGGCAGUCACCCCAAAGGAGGCCUGAGACUUCAAGCCAGUAACUUGGGCUGCUACCUCAUCUAGGGUGACCCCAGCUGCCUGAGACUUAAGCAAUCAACUAAGGACCUACCCCAAAAGGCAACUCGGGGAGCUGCCUGUCACCUCCGUGGUAGUUGGCUUUUCUUUAAUGACAUGUGAUGCGAGCAUGUUCUCAGAUGCCCGUGGACGUUUCCUUUAGGGAGCUGACUGUUUGGAUCUUUGGCCAUUUUUAUAAUGGGUUGUCUGUUUGCUUUACUUUGCCUGUUGCUUUCCAAUA
Messenger RNA from Erinaceus europaeus (western European hedgehog), 3714 nucleotides. RefSeq names its product KLF transcription factor 15 (gene KLF15). The transcript has 4 exons. NCBI's taxonomy places the organism in Eukaryota, Metazoa, Chordata, Mammalia, Eulipotyphla, Erinaceidae. Gene Ontology annotation, molecular function: DNA-binding transcription factor activity, RNA polymerase II-specific; RNA polymerase II cis-regulatory region sequence-specific DNA binding. Bases 163 to 1470 code for a protein of 435 amino acids. Gene Ontology annotation, biological process: regulation of transcription by RNA polymerase II. The record is from RefSeq and is a predicted model, not a curated record.